AUGCCCCCCACACACAUCUCAGGCACCUCGCGCGCCCUCUACCGUGUCUUCGUGGCCCCCAAUCUCCGCGCCACCAGCUCCAUCUCGCUCCUCUAUGCCCCAGCAUUCGCACCCUCGAACCCACCCAGCUCCAUCUCCACGCCCUCCCUAAUCUCCCGCACCACCAUCCGCGAGAAGAAAUACUCCAAGGAGACGCGUCGCCAGGCUCUCAGUGACUACUACGUUAUAGAUCGUGCCAUCGAAGCCGACUACAUCAACCUUGUCGACGCAGACGGCACCUUCCACAAAGAUGUCUCCCUCGAAGAUGCGCUGAGGUCCUUUGACAAGGUAACACACCACCUUGUUCAAUUGACCCCGGGUAAAGUCGACGAGUCGGGCAACCUCGACCCCGAAAAUCUCCCCAUAUGUCGCGUGACUUCCAAAAUCGACCUGCGCGCCCAACACCAGCGAAAGCUUGAGAUCGAGCGCCGUGAAGCCAAGGGCCAGGGAACGGGCCCCAUAGGAAAGAGCUUGGAAUUGAAUUGGGCCAUUGCGGGCGGGGAUUUGAAGCAUAGGAUGGAGAGGUUGAAGGAGUUCUUGAUGGAGGGCAGGAAGGUGGAGAUUACCCUUGGCCCGAAGAGGCGCGGGAAGAAGGCAACAGAAGAAGAGGCGGCGGCAGUGAUGAAGGCCAUUCGCGACACCGUCGCUGAGUGCAAGGGCGCGACGGAGAAGAGUGUUGACGGGCCGAUUGGAGGGGUAAUGGUCAUCGUUCUCGAGGGCCCGAAAAUCAAGGCAGAGAAGAAGAAGAAGGAAAAAGAGGGGGGUAACGAGGAAGCAGAGAACUAA
Molecule: messenger RNA, 825 nt
Organism: Plenodomus lingam JN3
Lineage: Eukaryota; Fungi; Ascomycota; Dothideomycetes; Pleosporales; Leptosphaeriaceae
Biological process (GO): mitochondrial translational initiation; ribosome disassembly
Cellular component (GO): mitochondrion
Molecular function (GO): ribosome binding; translation initiation factor activity
Source: RefSeq, a predicted model, not a curated record